This is a messenger RNA of Guyanagaster necrorhizus, 3297 nucleotides long. RefSeq lists its product as uncharacterized. The coding region runs from base 1 to 3297 and encodes 1098 amino acids. The transcript has 28 exons. The record is from RefSeq and is a predicted model, not a curated record. Lineage: Eukaryota; Fungi; Basidiomycota; Agaricomycetes; Agaricales; Physalacriaceae.
AUGUAUUAUUGGAAAAUGUUUCUACGAAUUGCCAGUAAGAAGCCAACCAAAGCCUUGGGAGAAAAUAGCAUAACCUACAUCAAGCAGGCCCCGGUUCAAACUACCGGAUGGAAAUGUUUUCAGGGCUUAAUGUUGGUGUGCUCGCCAGAAGUGGAGCAAGAUACCCUUUUCGGAGGUAAAAUCAAUACGAAACAACAGAAUGAAGUUGUUCUUGCACACACAUUCCGAGUGUUCCACGGUGGAACAACCAGCAGGCGAAAAGGUUGCGGGAAAGUCUGGAUAGCCACAUGGAAGAUUUUAGCAUUGUCUAUGAAGCAUUUCAGUGACUUUGGUAUCAAAAAUGCCUCCAGGAAGUUGAAUUCUAUUCCUGGACAAGUUACGGCGGUAACAAUUAUUUCGUACUUGCGCAUUCUUCGAUCCAGCCAUGUUCCUGAGCACCAAGCAUACGAAGGGCCGCUAGCACUCGGACCGAAGGGCCAGGACAUAGACACUAGCGAAUCCAAGCAACUAUCGCUGGCUUAUUGUGUCCAUAUUGUGGCGUUUCUGAGCGAAGUAACCGCCGCUUCGAGGAUAUACACAGCCUUAGCCAUAUGCCUACUCUUCGUCGUCGCCUGGUCCAACCCAAAAGCUAUGGCGCCGGCCGUAUUCUUUAGUGCGUAUUUGACGCUGGGGAAAGGUCAAUCGCUCUCUUGCCGGGACCUGUACUCGGACAUUCAACUCUCCCCUACGAAGCUCUGUGCUUUGGCUCACUCGGAUCAAAGAGCCUUUGCAUCUCCACAAGCCGACGGGGAAGGGAGCGAGUUGGUCAUCGAUGAUCCGAACUCCGCUGUCCUUGGCGGCGGCCAGUUCUUCCAUCUCCUUCUCAAACAUCUCAAGGAUCAUCAGAUUUCAAUUGCCCGCUUAAAGCUGUCCGGCUUGAGCUGGUUCAGUGUUCCUGACGUGAGGACGUGGCAUAUCGUGCUCACCUCGUUCCCGAGUAUUUCCUCGUUGUUUCUGGAUGGUGUCAAAUGUGAUGAACUUCACUUCCUGGAGCUUAUUCGGUCGUUCCCCACAUUGAAUCAUCUGAGACAUGACGAGAACAUGAUCCGGGCGUACGAGUCGACGAGAAGUUUGGGUGUGGAGAAUGUCGAAUCACGAUUUGCGAGCAUCGAGGACAUUUCUAAUAGACAGCAGGAGACAGAACUGGAUUUUGUUCAUGUUGGUAUCACCACUAUCUCCGACCGGAUUAUGCUCGGCCUCUUUAUGACUCGAAAAUCUCCCGUCGUCCUCCAACAUUUGAAGGAGCUUAUUGUCCGGGACCAUGCCAAAUUCGUGUGUGACAUAAGCUUCGUUCGCCUUCUGAAUAUGCUCCUCGAAUUGACGACCUCCCUGUUUGAUCUCAACCUCGAUAACUUCAGUAUCACUCAGUUUCUCCCCCCUCUGAACAUUCCGAACCUUCACUGGUUUCACUUCACCAUCCGUUUGAACUGUGCAUUUCAGAUGGACCAGGCGAUCUUUUGGGAAAACCAACUCAGGAUGAUCACGGACACGGUGGAGAUCGAUGUGGAGUCGAUUCCCAUUGGUGCUCUGUCCCCUCGUGACAUCUCUGCGUGGACUGCAUUAGACCGAGCGAUAUGCCGCGACGAAAUCCAAUUGGAGGAACUGUUCUUCAAGUUUUGCGCGCCUGAGGAUGACGGGCAUAAAAAUCUUGAUGAAGUGUAUGUAACUUGGUGGCUGGAAAAUACUGUUGACGUAGGGUUAGGGUUGAAAUGCUUUCGUAGCAAUAAGCAGAAACGCGGUGAGGGUGUUCGACGGACUGUAUUCAAUAUAUAUAGUCCAUCCCGACAUAAAGGGGUAUCGAGCUCCGCCGGCGGGAUACGACGGAGCUCCUGCUUGCUAAUCCAACAGUUGCCGGAGCAAAACCUUAAUAAAACGAGGCAAAUACUUAACCAAACAGCAAUUCUUAACAGCUUCGAUACGCCCCUCGCCAAGCUAGAGAAUUCUAUAUUACCGCUGUAUACGUCUACGCAGAUCCUCAACCGACGUGCAGGCAACAUCGAAAAGGCUUUACUGAAGAUUGAUGAACUGGCGAGCAAUCAGGAGGGCAUUGCAGCUGACGAGGCGUUGAUUCUCCGUGGACCACAGCCCAACCAGCUCGACGCAUAUAGGGAUGGAUUGCAACGUCUCAACGCCGCCAUUGCCUUCAAAGGUUCUGAGAGCAGCUCACUGGAAACGGAAGCACAGAAGGGAUAUACGGACAUGUGUGACGCGUGGUGUCGCAAAUGUCUAGAAGGCCGGGGAAAGCGAGUGCUGGAUCGCGCCGAUACUAUCGAUCCUAUAGCAGCUGGGCUGGAGUUUGGGAAAUGGUCUGAAUCGAUACUUGACGUGGCCGUGGAGGAAUUGAAUCUUCUUGAAGAUCUCUCGCCGCUUUCGAACUCGCAGCUCGCGUAUGGUGCUCUCAUGAACCCGAGCCCCAUGCUCUUCACGUUCCCUGCACAAGACAAGACUAUGGUUCGGAGAGGCACCGAUGCCCAGAACGAGGCAAACGAGUUUAAAGAUGGCUUGCAGAGUCUUCGAAAUGUUUGUCUUCGAAGCUUCACCGAGUUCCUAGCUGAUGUGAAAAUGGCGUCUAUGGUCAAGGGAGGAGAGUUAGGCACUGCGCUUGCCAAUUUCGUCGUUUCGGCACUAAGCGAAGAGAAGGGGAAAGCGGCUACCAAGGAGAGGUUCACGAGGUUCUAUGAUAUGUUUGAUGAGGUCAUUGAGCGAUACCGGGGCGUGGUGUCUGUUUUGGACGAUGACGAAGAAGGGAGGGCCGAGCUCGGGGAAGAGGUAGUCAAAUUGAUCAUACCUUCAUUAGAAAGAUCUUCAGGAGUAUAUAAGACUUUGAGUAGAAGAUGUAGAAACGCAGCUGCGAUCUAUAUAUCGAUAAUGUCUGAAUGGUAUCAUUCUGCGAAGCAUUUUCUGUGGCUGAGGGUCUUCCUUGUUUUAACUCGCGCAACCUAUGGGGGUGACAAUACACCAUCGUCAUCCGCUCGCACACGCGUAUUGGACUCUUAUUACAGCCAUCUUCGUCCUGUUCGAGGCAUCUACUAUGAUUAUUUUGGAAGAAUCAGUGCUUCUAUCCUUCCCAGUCCAACAGCUAAUUCUCCCAUUUGGGAGGUGAUUUUGACCACGCCCUCCAUUGUGAUGGCUUUGACAUUUGGGAUACAAAAAGAUAUGAUAGCGUUCUACUGGAACCCUAAGAGAAGUGGUAAUGUCGACAAGGUGACAUGUUGGAUUAAGUUAGAUGUGUCAAUUUUAGAGCCGCCAUCGAUUUGA